Sphenostylis stenocarpa is the source of this 969-nucleotide messenger RNA. NCBI's taxonomy places the organism in Eukaryota, Viridiplantae, Streptophyta, Magnoliopsida, Fabales, Fabaceae. The record is from the annotation of a GenBank genome assembly.
AUGGGUCGUCGUCAAAACGACUCAGAUUUCGGUAGAUUCGCGCUUCUCGCCCUCUUAUUCAUUGGCACAAUCUCUUGCUCCGCUGUGUACAUUUUCCUUACCGUGGUCUUCAGUCCCGUCAAUGAAUCUCUGCCUUCUGUGGAAGAAGUGGAGGGUCCAAAAGAGGGGCAAUGUUGCAGCGGGAUUGAGCAUUUGGAACUUUGGGGUGAUGCUGUCAAAUGGGGUUCUGAAUUUAUGUUGAAUUCCUCUGAGGAAUGUUGCAUGGCGUGUAAGAGAAUGUGUACCGGUGAGGGAGGGUCCUGUUUGUGUAAUUCCUGGGUUUAUUGUGGAGAUAGAGAGGCGUGUGGUCCUAGAUUUGGUGAGUGUUGGUUAAAAAAACAAAAGGAUGCUUUAAAUCCUGAUCGACGAGCCUCGGGAGAUCUAGUAAUGUGGACUUCAGGGUUUGUCUUUGAUAAGGACGAGGGAAUCGUUGGUAUGGAAACCGACUAUGGAAUUGUUCGUAUAAAACUUUUUCCUGAAUGUGCUCCACAUUCUGUUGCCUACAUUCUUGAGCUCUUGGCAUUGCCUCACUGUGCUGGUUGUCAGAUUCAUAGAGCUGAAAGCCGAGGAAACUUUUGGGAUUUAGAAGGAAAUCACAUAAAAAAGACUCCAUGUGGUCCUCCUUAUGCACUUAUUCAAGGAAUAUUGGACUCCUAUGGUAUGUUCAAGGAUAUUCCAAAAGAGUACUGUCCUAUCAUAAGAAGAGGAUCUGUAGCAUGGGUUGGUUCUGGUCCAGAAUUCUUCAUCAGCCUUGCUGGUCACGAGGAAUGGAGAAAUUCAUACACCGUUUUUGGCAAUGUUCUAUCUGAAGAUAUGGAAAUUUUAGAGAAAAUUUCUCAGCUUCCAACUAAAUCUGAAAUUUGGAAUAACAUCAAGAUGUCUAUCUUGGAGAACCCAGUUUCAUUACGGUUUCGAAGAAUGAACACCUAG